This is a messenger RNA of Caenorhabditis briggsae, 1011 nucleotides long. The record is from RefSeq and is a predicted model, not a curated record. NCBI's taxonomy places the organism in Eukaryota, Metazoa, Nematoda, Chromadorea, Rhabditida, Rhabditidae. Bases 1 to 1011 code for a protein of 336 amino acids. Gene Ontology annotation, biological process: signal transduction; phospholipid dephosphorylation; phospholipid metabolic process. Gene Ontology annotation, molecular function: phosphatidate phosphatase activity. The transcript is spliced from 6 exons.
AUGAGCGACAACAGCAACAACACGAUUCGUAUGAGCCGUGUGCUCUGCGAUUUUCUGGUUCUCACACUUAUUGCCAUCCCCCUCUACAUCUUCCACGAAUUCGUGCCACCGUACCGUCGCGGCUUCUACUGUGACGAUGAAUCGAUUCGAUAUCCGUUCCGCAAGUCUACAGUAUCCCGUCAGAUGCUCAUCGUCAUCGGAUUGCUCAUCCCAAUUUUGCUCAUCCUGGCCACCGAGCUAUUCCGCACCCUGGCAUGGGAGAAGAAGUGCGAGCAGGAGUUUAAGACCUAUCAGGUACGCAACCACUCGGUGCACCGUCUCAUCGUCCGCCUCUACUGCUUCAUCGGCUACUUCUUCGUCGGCGUCUGCUUCAACCAGCUGAUGGUCGACAUUGCGAAAUACACCAUCGGACGGCAACGUCCACACUUCAUGGACGUGUGCAAGCCAUCGGUUGGCUACGAUACCUGCACCACCCCCGACGUCUACAUCACCGAAUUCACGUGCCGCUCGAACGACACGAAAUUGGUCCACGAGGCACAGUUGUCGUUCUAUUCCGGGCACUCGGCGUUCAGUUUCUAUGCCGCCUGGUUCACGUCGCUCUACUUGCAGGCCCGCCUCUUCCGUCCCCUGUUCUCUCGGCUCCUCCUCCCAGUGAUUCAAUUCCUGUUGUUCGGUGGAGCAGCCUAUGUCUCACUGACCCGCGUCUCGGACUACAAACAUCACUGGUCGGAUGUCCUCGUUGGAGCACUAAUGGGCAGUGCCAUCGGAAUAUUUGUGGCACUGUUCGUCGCGGAAGUCUUCAAGAGACGCGAAAUUCCAUCGUGUGGACCGACGAAUGAGUUUGGAUUGAUUAGAAUGGACCGUCCUGAUAACGGAAUCUCCCAUCAGCCAUCCAACGGAGCCAAUACCGUAGUCUCCACUCAACACGUCAUCGUUUCUGAAGUCGAUCCAGCCAAUCAGCGACUAAGAGAAUGUGUAAGAGAGUACGGUAGUAUGGUAGAAAUACAGUAA